GCUCCGCCUGGCGCUGGGAGCGGCGGCCGCGGCGGGCAACUUCCCCUCAAGUCUGUCCGGUGGCGUGCGGGGGGGGACUAUGCGACCCGGCUGAGCGCGGCCCGAGACGGGCGGGCGGGGCGAGGACAGGCGGCGCCAGCAGCAGCAGCAGUAGCAGCAGCAGCAACAGCAGCGGCAGCCGCCGCUCCGCCGCCGUAGCCAGAGUCGCCCGGCAGCCGCCCGCCUCAGCCGCCUGCCCUCCCCCGGCUGGGGCAGGAGCUGCCGCGGCCGUCCCAUGUCCCGCAAGGCCAGCGACAAUGUGGAGUACACGCUGCGGAGCCUGAGCAACCUGAUGGGCGAGAAGCGGCGGCGGCAGGCGGACGGGUCCGCCGGCUCGGGCGCGGCGGCGGCGGCGGGCGAGAGGAGCCUCAUCGCCGCCGAGUCGUGCUCAAGCCUCAACAGCGCGGCGUCGGGCGGCGAGCUGGAGCGGGCGGCGCGGCGGCAGUUCCAGCAGGACGAGACCCCCGGCUUCGUCUACGUGGUGUCGGUCUUCUCCGCCCUGGGGGGCUUCCUCUUCGGCUACGACACCGGCGUGGUGUCGGGGGCCCUGCUGCUCCUCAAGAGAGAGCUCAACCUGGACGCCCUCUGGCAGGAGCUGCUCGUCUCCAGCACGGUGGGCGCCGCCGCCCUCUCCGCCCUGGCCGGCGGCGUCCUCAACGGGCUGUGCGGCCGGCGGCCCUGCAUCCUGCUGGCCAGCGGCCUCUUCACGGCGGGGGCCGGCGUGCUGGCCGCCGCCCGCGACAAGGAGACCCUGCUGGGGGGACGCGUGGUGGUGGGGCUCGGCAUCGGUGUAGCAUCUAUGACUGUACCAGUGUACAUCGCAGAAGUUGCUCCACCGCACUUAAGAGGCAGAUUAGUCACCAUUAACACUCUGUUCAUCACUGGAGGGCAGUUUUUUGCAAGUGUUGUUGAUGGAAUCUUCAGCUACCUCGCAAAGGAUGGAUGGAGGUACAUGCUGGGCCUGUCGGCUGUUCCAGCUGUUAUACAGUUCCUUGGAUUCCUGUUUCUUCCUGAAAGUCCCCGCUGGCUCAUUCAGAAAGGCCAGACUCAGAGAGCACGAAGAAUUCUGUCUCAAAUGCGUGGCAACCAGGCAAUUGAUGAGGAGUACGACAGUAUAAAAAAUAACAUUGAAGAAGAAGAAAAAGAAGUUGGAGCAGCUGGACCUGUGAUCUGCAGAAUGCUAACAUACCCUCCAACUCGAAGAGCCUUAAUUGUGGGUUGUGGUCUGCAGAUGUUUCAACAACUGUCAGGGAUUAACACCGUCAUGUACUACAGCGCUACCAUUUUGCAGAUGUCAGGAGUUGAAGAUGACAGGCUUGCAAUCUGGCUGGCUGCACUGACAGCAUUUAUAAACUUCAUUUUCACUCUGGUGGGAGUCUGGCUCGUUGAAAGAAUGGGUCGCCGGAAACUUACGCUUGGUAGCUUAACAGGUACCGCUGUAGCACUUAUUAUCCUAGCUUCGGGAUUUUUGCUAUCAGCUCAGGUCUCGCCAAGAAUCACAAUUAAUCCACCAGAUCCUUCACAUCAAAAUUCUACCUGCACAAAAUACAGCUAUUGUAAUGGAUGUAUGUUAGAUCCAGAUUGUGGUCUCUGCUACAAAUUGAAUAAAUCAAGUGUUGUUGAGUCCUCCUGCAUUCCUGUUGAUAAAGAUUCUACAAUGAAAGCAGCUUGGGGCAGGUGUUCAAAUGAAACAGUAUUCAAAAAAGAUGAUCUGUUUUGGGCAUACAAUUUCUGCCCCACUCCAUACUCUUGGACAGCACUUCUGGGCCUUAUUUUAUACUUGGUUUUCUUUGCACCUGGCAUGGGUCCUAUGCCCUGGACCGUCAAUUCUGAAAUUUACCCACUUUGGGCAAGGAGUACAGGAAACGCAUGUUCCUCUGGAGUCAACUGGGUUUUCAAUGUGCUCGUGUCACUGACAUUUCUGCAUACGGCUGAAUAUCUGACAUACUACGGAGCCUUCUUCCUCUAUGCAGGGUUUGCUGCCUUGGGACUGGUUUUCAUCUACGGCUGCCUUCCUGAGACUAAAGGGAAAAAACUAGAGGAAAUUGAAUCUUUGUUUGAAAACAGGCUAUGUACAUGUGGUACGUCAGAUUCUGAUGAAGGGAGGUAUAUCGAGUAUAUUCGGGUGAAGGGAAGUAAUUACCAUCUUUCUGACAAUGAUGCUUCUGAUGUGGAAUAAUUUUCAGCUGCUGAUGUAUUUAAUCAUUUAAAGGCCUUCUGGGGGAAAAGCAGCUCUCUGAUGACCUCACUGCCCUGCUUCUGGUCUGGUUCUCCUUUCUACUGUCUAGUUAAAAAUGCCUUCAUGUUCAAAAAUGUUCCAUUUGGGAGGAAUUUCAAUAUGCCAGUGUUUUCUUGAUAACUAAAAGCAAUGGCUUCCAAAAGAGAUCGAAUUCCACAAUUAUGUGAAUUCACCAAGUGUGUGCAACACUGCACCGUCCUGAGGUAUUUAGUAGGGUGCACUGUACCAGAUGACUACAGAAGGCUAUCCUAGAUGGGCAGAGGUUGUCCUUGUCUUCAAUACUGAUAAAAGGUAAAAUAAUAGAGUAACUUAUCAGAAAGCAGCCAACAUCUGUUGGUUCCCCAUCCCGUAGCAGCCUAGGAAAUAGCUCUGCUGUGCAAUACAACGAAUGAUGAAUGCAUAAGGUGCUGUAACAGUAACCAUUUAAACGAUUAAACUGAUUAGGAAAAUACAAAUAUCUGCUAUGCGUAUGAGAGGGAACAUUCCCCAAAUUUACACGUCAGAGAAUUUCCAUUUUUAUUUAUUUGAGAUAACAAGUAGAGAGCCAUACUCACCUGAGUGGAGGUCCACUAGGGUGGCGUAUGUCUAUGUUACACCAGGUUAUGUAGCCACUGCUGCUCUUGAGCACACACUACGUUCAGGAGUUGGCGUUUAUGAGAGAAACUGCCAAAAUUAACUACCUGACGACAGGAAAACAGAGCUAAGUAUGUGGCCACAUGUACAAAUGAACUGGUAUGAAUUGCUAGGUACAACGACUUCAGUUAACUGGCUUCAGUUAGUUGGGAAAAAAUAUUAUUUUUGUUUUCCUUUUUUGCAUUUGAAAGUUUGGGUUCAUGCCUAGUUUUGAACAGAAAAUGUCAUUAUCUAAAAGAAAGAAGAGAGGUUUUGUGCUGCUAAAUGCACAGUGGUCAUCCCUCCUGCGCCUUUGGCUCACGAAUAGUCUUACUGCCUUCGGUUUAUCUUCAUAUGUGCAGAGUAAAUGAAUCCCAGCACGUUUUUCCUUCAAAUGCCCUUAUGCAACCAGUGUCUUGCUGGAUCUAAAGAGAAAUAUUAGCAAUGGACAGAAGCCUGCAUCUGAUAUUAAUUGCCUUACUGAAGCAUUACAAAAUUGUCAAGAAAACGUCAGGCACAAAAAUCAACUUUGGCUGCCUUUAGCAUGGUAAUGAAAAUAUGAAUGGUAUUUUAUUCACCUGCCAUGAUUGCUUGCCUUGGUAAAUUGAAUUUUAUGCCGCUACAUAAAAAUAUUGGUUUUUUCCUUGCCCUGUUCGCACCGCUUUAAGUCUUCAGAGAUAGGAGUUUGAAAGCAUCAACAAUUUAAAUUCUUUUCUUUGAAACGUUUGCUUCAUGAAAGAAUGUGGAAAACCUCCUCUGCCUGUGGGCUUCUCCCCAUUUAUUUGGUAAAAAUACAUUUAUUUUUCAUCAUGUAAAGAUUAAAGAAGUUGUUGGGUUCAUCAGCUUUUAUAAUUCGUUUUGUGGGCUUUUCUUGGGUUGAAAAAUAUUUUGAAUGUAGGAUUACUAUUAAAACUGAGACUGGACAUCUGUUACUAAAUUAUUUGUAUUGGACAAUGUGGGGUUUUGUUGUUGUAAAGAAGUCUGAUAUUAGGUUAUCUGAUCUUCUCGGGGGGAAGUUCUUGCUCUCCAAUUAUUGACCUUCAGCAAUUGGGCGUAUUUUGUGUUAUCUUCUUUUUUACUUGAUUAAUUGAAGAAAUAUUUUGAAAAGAAAACAUUUUAAAGCAUCCUCCUGUGAUGUGGCUGGGACUAAAAGGGGAAAACAUAGCAGAUAAAGGGAAUUUCAAAUGAAUCAUUGUAAAGAGUGGCUUGACCUUGAACAUCUCCUUGUGCGGUGAGAGGGCUGGAUUCUCACGCUUUCCAUCUUGCCUCCCCUUUAAGCGCACAAUAUUUUAAAGCUUGAAAAUGCUUAGGUCUCCAGACCUAUCUACGAGUGCACCCACCACGGGAAGUCUCCGUUAGGUUGUCACCUCUUUGAAACCUUCACUGAAGGUGCAGUACCUGAUAUGAGAAAAAGGGAUGCUUGGCACAGAUGAGAACAAAAAGUUUUGAGGACAAAUUGGUUUCUUCCCAAAACCAAAAAAUGUGUGCGUGAAGACCUUUAUUCGGAACAGUUUUGUUACCCAGAACAGCAUGUGAACGGGCGUGUAACGCCCAACUUGUGCUUAUGUGGUUGAUAGGUUUAAGAGAGAAUUUACUGGUUUCUGAGAAUAGGGACUUAGGGUUCUGAUCUUCCCAAAAGCAUAAGCCCACGCUCGCCAUUCCACCUAUGAACAUUCCUUUCCUUGCUGUGUUUUGCUGGAGCAGGGUGCAAGCCAGGGCGGGUGUCCCUGCGCUGGCACAGUGUCAGCGCUGACCUCGCACUUCAUUGCACUUGUAUCCACAGGUCGAGGAAACCGCUGCAUUUAUUGGGCAUAACCAAAGCAAAGUCACUGGAAAGAUCGCUGUCACAAUAUCAGCCUCUUCUGUUUUGCAGGCAGUGCUGGGGCUUUUUAGCAGCAGAAGACCGCCUCUCUCUGUCAGCCUUGUUUCGUGGACGCUCUCAGAAGUGGCACUCAGUUGUGUGCAGCACUGGGCUUGUUUUCUCACACAGGAUUGAUCUUACUGAAAGCGGUUUUCUGAAGGUUUGCAUCCUGACCCCUUUUUCUUGAGGCAAAAUUGAGACGUACAUUUUAUUCAUCGCCACAAGGGUGCAAAAUAUAUCACCUUAUUUGUUGUCACUCCCCCUUUCCCGCCUGCAGAGAGUUAGGUUUAAGCCUUCCUUUUAGGGUUGCUUUACACCAAGACAACAUUCCACACCUUAGAAACAGUGAACCUAGUACCAAGCAUCAUGUGUAAUAAAAAUGAGAUUAGAUACUUGAAAUUAAUCUUAGUCAAUUAGGUUUUUAUUUUUAGAAUCUGUGAACAUUUAUAGCGUAUGAAGAAAAUUAAAUAAAUGUUUCUAUUUUGCAAAGAUUUUUUAUAUUUGUGCAUAUUUUAAGUUUUAAGAGAUUUUUGCUAAAGAUAGACUUAGUAACAUUCCAGAUAAAAGAAUAAAAAUACAGUGUAGCUGAAUAAUUUCUUAUGACAGGAUUUUAAUUUAUGAAGUAGCAUAAAUAGUAUGUCUAAGCACAAUAUCGUUUUAUUGAAAGUUUUCUGCAGAAGAUGUGAAAUUGUUUCUUCACAAGGACUGCACACUUCAUUCAGGUAUUCUGUGCAUCAGGAACGCUAGAGUAAUACUGCUGGUAGAGUUAGACAUACUGAUGAUACACAACAAUUUGAGAUAUUUUAAUUCUUAUUGAUCUACUGACUACGUGUUGUGAUCUAACAGCAAGUAUAAAAGAAACAAGUCCUGAUGCAUUUUUAAUCUUUUUAAAUUUAAUUCACAGUAAGUCACAUACAGUAGUUUGUUUACCAUGUUGAAAUUAAAAAGUGUUGGGGGAGUUAAGAUGAUUUGCCACUUGUUUCUUCCCCUUAUCACUUUGUUGAUCAAAAUGAUCUUUUAAUAAGAGAAGCAAAUCUGUUUCGAAAAUAGACAUAGAAACACAGCAAGGCCCCAGGACUCAUUUGGAGGGCUGAAGAUGCUGGAUCGCUCUCGUAGACGUUGCUACCUUGUGAGUUGCAGUGAUAGCCCUGCCAGAAAUUUUGGGACGAGAGAGGAUACAUCCCAAGGAUCAUCAUUCCAACGCCGACUUAUUUUUGCAUGAGUUGGUAAAUGCAGCAUUUCACUAGUGUAGGAUUUAGGGUUGGGGGGGGAUUAGAAAGAAGGGAUGCAUCAAAAUCCCCGCAAAGUCCUGUUUCAGUAGAGACAGGUGUCUUAGCCAAAAGCAGGAGUCUCUGACUGGUCUCCCAGGUGGGAGCAGGACAGUGGGACCAAGGGACUGCGCUUGGGCCUGUGGAUGGGAGCGGGGCGCUGGGAGACUAAGGGGGAGGAAGCACAUGAGUGCUCCUCUCCACACGGAGGUGAGAAGAUGACAACAGAGUUUGCAAAGCCAGUACAUUUUUUCCUUGGUGAAAUCUCUUUUGCCCUUCUUAGUCGCUCGGGUUGAACACUGGGGAGAAGUUUUGACUUUCAGGGGCUGCUACAGGCCCUGAGCAAGGGUCUUUCUGUCGGACAUGAGCGUGCUGGGUGGAGUCCCACAGACAUGCAGUGGGCUAACAAAAGAUAGACCCUGUACUUCUCAGCUUUAUACCCAACUUUCUCCUUCUCAGCAUCAACACUUUUCUAACAUGGUCUUCUUGAAAUUUUACUCGUACUUGCAUAAGAGGCUUUGUCAGCUGAACAUCAAUAUGCGAGAAAGAGGCAGAGUCUUCAGAGCGUAGAGAUAUCUUGGAGUAGAAAUCAAGGCAGAAGAGAGUUCUGCAAAGCACUUUAAAGAGUAAAAUAUUUGUGCACUUUUUUUCUGAGAGUCAAGGUAACCAAACCAUUCCUCUGCAUUGGGAAGAAAAUCGAGCUUUGUGUACCAGGCCAGAAGCAGAUAAUGUCACAAUAUGUGCUUUAUGGCAAAAUGUGUUUUUUAUCGCGGGUAACAUUUACAGCUUACAUGUAGCUGCUGCCUAUAAAGUGACUCAAUCAUUCUCUGGAUUUUAACAAGUCACAUUUUUGUGCAAGAAUCUUAGUGGUUUUCUAUCAAUCUUCAUCACCUUGUGUACAGUACAGUUAAACAUAAUCCACAAAGUGGUCUAGGUUGUGGCAGUGUUACAAAUGUCAGCACAGUAAAAUCUAGGUGACCAUUGUUGUUCGUGAUACUGGGGUUAAAACUCCUUAAAGGCAACUAUAUAGAGAUUUUAAAAGUCUGAAAAAAAUGGCAGUUCUUAUCUAUUUUGUGUAUGUUUUCAUAUAGAGAAGGAGUUUUUUAUGUGCCAAUAACCAUCACUGUAGUGUUUUGUAAAUGGGUGUUAGUAGUGUUCCAGAGUUCUGUAUAUGAGAAUAUCCUUCAGCCACAAUGACCUGUUAGUGUGAACCGGCGGCAUGUUUUGAAUCUUACUCGCACUUCUCAUCGGAGGUGCUCACUCAUUGGCUUCAGUAGAGCUCACUCACACCAGGGGAAGUCUGGCCAGCACCAGGCUUCAGGAAUACAGAUUUCAUCUAAGUCCUGCUUUUUCACAUUGUCCCUAGACAGUAUGUUACAUGUGAAUGAUCUGGCACGUGUAAUUAUAAAGCUUCGACUCCGGUUCAGUUACACUCCUCAAUUCUGUUGACAUACGGUUUGUCAAAAUUUGGUUUGGCCUUUCAUUGCAUUCAUAUAAAUAAUGGGCGCACUGAUUAAUUAUGAAUAUUGUCCACCUAUUUCUAAAGGAAACAUCAGUUUCUGAAGUGUUAAAGGCAAAGUUUUCUUGCUGCCUUAAACAUUACAUAGACUUUGGAGAGAACUAAAUGUAUGACCAUCAUCGUGACUUCUGCAGGAGAAAUUUCAUGGAUCCUUAGCAGGUGUGAAGCGAGAUGGUUUCGUGGUGCUGGGAUGCUGCGUUACACCACAGACCUUGCCUAGUGCAUGCCUGUUGUCUGUUCGAUUUUAAGUGUUCGAGUAGUCCCCAUGAAAUCAAUAGGAUUAUUCAUAUGCUUGAUAUUCUCCAUGUGCUCAGUGUCCUGCUGGUCCAGGGCAUCGCUGGGAAGUGGCAUGAGUCACAUCUCCACUUUCCAUCAUGAAUCUCACACCUCUACAAAACCGUUAACUGGAUCUUUCUGUGACGAAUUCUAUGUAGAAUAUGUGAUACGUCAAUGGAGACAGAAUUGAUGGUAAUAAUUCCAUGUUGAAUAACAACGUGGACAUGGUGCCAUCAGGCAUACUGUGGUCCCUGGGUGUGUGUCACGGUAUUCAGUACAAAACAGGUUUUGGCAAAACUAAUUGUUGAGUUGUCCAAGUUAUUUCUUAACCAUGUCAAACAUGUGCCAUUUCCUUUUGCAACCAGUCAAGCCUAUAACGUAUGAAAGUGUUGUACAUUUUCUGAAACUUAAGUGAUGUAAAAUUAUUUAAUUGACUUCUGUUCUGAUUGCUUUAAUGAAGUUUGGUCUUUACAUAAAUAUCUUCAAAGAAUUGUCAGUGCCAGAAAUGUAAAUGAACAAAAUAAAAGGUGAGAUACUUAAUUACAGAA
Falco peregrinus (peregrine falcon) is the source of this 8362-nucleotide messenger RNA. It is a transcript of the gene SLC2A13, whose product is annotated as solute carrier family 2 member 13. The record is from RefSeq and is a predicted model, not a curated record. Bases 275 to 2218 code for a protein of 647 amino acids. NCBI's taxonomy places the organism in Eukaryota, Metazoa, Chordata, Aves, Falconiformes, Falconidae. Gene Ontology annotation, biological process: transmembrane transport. The transcript has 10 exons. Gene Ontology annotation, cellular component: membrane. Gene Ontology annotation, molecular function: myo-inositol:proton symporter activity.